Molecule: messenger RNA, 3678 nt
Organism: Saccoglossus kowalevskii
Lineage: Eukaryota; Metazoa; Hemichordata; Enteropneusta; Harrimaniidae
Product: serine/threonine-protein kinase 10-like
Biological process (GO): protein phosphorylation
Molecular function (GO): ATP binding; protein serine/threonine kinase activity
Source: RefSeq, a predicted model, not a curated record
GUUACCAGUCAGUGAACUUUGUGAAUAUCUCGCCGAUGAGUGAAGCCAGUUUAUUUGACGCCCGUUGGGGAUAGCCCCUCUUCAAUGAACCAGAUACCACCUUGAAAGACUGUGGAUGUCGUUUCCUGGAUGAUAUAGUGAUUCAAACGCUGAAACACUUCUAAUUUUAGUAGAUACUGCGCUCCGUUGUGGUGGCCGACUUGUGGGUGCGCUGCCGUGCAGUGAGCCGAGUUGACGAGAAGGGUACUCUUUUUUUUUUCUGAAAGAGGAUUUCUUGUUGCCCUCGCACAAUGUCUUUCUUUUUCAAAAAAAUCUUUAAGCUGAGCACCGACAAGAAAGGACCAAAAGUCUACAAGAAUAUCAAACGUGAUGUAGAUCCUUACUUGAAUUGGGAUAUUAUCAGCGAGAUUGGCGAUGGUGCGUUUGGAAAAGUUUACAAGUGUAAACAUAAAUACAAUGGAAAAUUGUCAGCCAGUAAAGUGAUUGAGAUAAAAAGUGAAGAAGAGUUGGACGAUUACAUGGUAGAAAUCGAUAUAUUGAGUGAAUGUGAUCAUAAAUAUAUUGUCAAGUUAUUGGAAGCUUUCUAUUAUGAUCAUAAAAUUACAUUAUUUAUUGAAUUCUGUGAAGGCGGUGCAGUUGAUGAUAUCAUGUUUGAUUUAGAAAAACCUUUAAAUGAAGUUCAAAUACAAGUUAUAAUUCGACAAAUGCUAGAAGCAUUGGACUACCUGCAUAAUAAUAAAGUGAUACAUCGUGAUCUGAAAGCUGGAAAUAUUCUAUUAACCAUGAAUGGUGACAUUAGGCUAGCUGAUUUUGGUGUUUCUGCACGCAACACAAAAACCAAUCAAAAGAGAGAUUCCUUCAUUGGUACCCCAUAUUGGAUGGCACCAGAAGUUGUUCUCUGUGAGACUUUAAAAGAUGAUCCAUACGAUUACAAAGCUGAUAUAUGGUCCCUUGGCAUUACUUGUAUAGAAAUGGCACAGAUGGAACCACCAUACAAUGAUCUACAUCCCAUGAGAGUCUUGAUUAAAAUACCAAAAACUAGCCCACCAACUUUACUAGCACCAUCACGAUGGUCAAAAGAUUUUAAUAAUUUUAUUAAAAUGUGUUUGGACAAAAAUGUUGAGACGCGUCCCUCAGCCAAGGACUUACUGCAGCACCCGUUUGUAGUUCGAACUGAUGACAAGAAACCACUUAUAGACCUAAUAAGUGAAGCCAAAGCUGAGGUGGAAGUUGAAGAAGAAGAUUUACCAGAAGAGCGUAUUGCUGCGAUAGAAAGAAGUGUUAGUACUGAUGAAAGCCUUAAUAGUCAAGAAGGAGUUACAGCUUUGCCUGAUAUAGCAGAAGAAGGUGACGCCGCUAAAAAAGUGGAUGCACAAGAAAAAGAGAAGGUCUUUGUCGAGAGUGAAAAAGAAGGUGAAGCAAAGACUCCAGAAGUGGAGGAAAUAACUGCUAUUCAUGGAAAACCUGAACAGAUCGUCAUUGAUGAAAAGUCUCAAGAAGUUGAUGAACAGUCCGAUGAAGGCAUUGGAGGAAAUGGAAGUGAACAUUCAGAAACAACCUCAGAGAAAGCUGCUAUUCAUGAUGAGGAGAAGGAAACCCACUCAGAAACAAAUGUUUCUUCGUUAAUUACAGCUUUUGAGAAAACAAGUGAUGUGUCUACAAACAAGUCUGCAUCGUCUGAGGACUUAAAAACUAAUACUUCUGUGGCUGCAUCUAAUGAAGAUGUCAAAGAGUUGACAGAGGAAGAGAUAUCUGAGGAAGAAGCCAUGGCUGCUUGUAAAGAAGUACUUCAGGAUUUGUUGAGUAGAUCAGAAGGUGAAAGAGAAAAAGCUGAAGAUAUGAAAGAAAAAACAUUACAAGAAAAUGACGCUGAAAAAGCAGUGUUCAAAGUGCCGGAAACUCCUGCACCGGCUGUAGAGAAAACAAAGGAGGAUUCACCGCCAUCAACGGUGAAAAGGGGAGAGGAGGCAGAGGACAAAUAUGGAAGUAUAUCCAGUCAAAAAUCCAAUAUGUCUGACACUGAGAGUAUAUCUACAAUGGACAGUUUAGAUAGUUCGGAUAAAGCAGAUAGUAAAGAUGAUAAAGACUCAAUAGAUAGAAAUGUGAGAAAACGAGGAUCUGAGGAGUCAAGGAGCCAGUACAAAACGCUAAAGAAAACUCGUAAAUUUCUCAUUGAUGGGAAAGUUGUUACUAUGACAACAGAAAAGGUUGUGCAGAUGGGACAUGAAGAGAAGCAUAGACGAGAACAAAUGGCAAGAAAACAAGAUUUACGUGAAUUAAAAAUGAUGCAGAAAGACGAGAAUAAACAGUUUAACAACUUGGCAUCCAAGAUACUACAGUUAACUGAUCAGUUACAAUUAAAACAGAAAACAGAUACACAGAAUUUAAUGAAGAAGUUUGAUGUUGACAUAGAUACGUUGAAUAAAGGUCAAAAGCAACAGGUGGAACGGCUAGAAGUAGCCCAGGCAUAUGAGAUUAAAGCGGCGGUAAAGAAGAUAAAAUUAGACCAGGAGCGAGAAUAUAAAGACUUUCGUGACAUAAUGAAGAAGGAGUCAAAGGAACUGAAAGCUAAGUCUGGAGGUAUUGGUAAGGACAGCAAACGAAAAAAAGAAGAAAUAGAUAUGAUGUUGCAAGACAAAGAGAGAGAGUUUUUGGGGAAACAACAAAAUAAAAUGGAGGUAGCUAUUAAAAAUAUGUCUGAAAUACACAAGGCAAAGAUUGCAGCGCUAGAAAAGAGAAUUCUUGCUGAUAAACACCAACUACUUAGAGCUCGUGAGUCGGCAAUCUGGGAAAUGGAAGAAAAACAAAUGCAUGAAAAACAUCAGCAAAAUAAAAAGCAACUCAAGGAUAUGUUCCUUCUGCAACGACAUCAUAUGCUGGCUAGACAGGAAAAGGAAGUAGAACAAGUGAAAAGGCUGCAUGACAAAGAGGAGACUGAGCUACUAUUCAAGCAAUCACAGCAGAAGAAAAGGCUGCCCAAAAUACAGAAAACAGAAGCAAAAACAAGAUCGGCUAUUUACAGAAAGAGUUUAAAAAUUGGCAAUGCUAUGAGCCAGGAACAAGAAAGAGAAAAAUUAAAACAAUUUCAAGCUACUGAGACCAAGAGAUAUAAAGCAGAGCAACUCAAACUUGAGAUGAAACAUGCCAGACAGCUUGAAGAAUUAAGAAAUGGUCAUGAAGCUAUAAUGCAAGAACUACUACAAAUACAUAAUGAAAAACGCAAACAGCUGAUGGAGCUUGAAACACAAAAACUGAAAGAGAAAGAUGAACAACAUAUCAAAGAGAUCAAAGAGUGGAGAGAACAUCUGAAACCUAGAAAGAAGUUAUUGGAAGAGGAGUUCCGCAAGCAGUCACUGGAGCAAGAAAGGUUUUAUUCGCGGCGUGGCAGUAGUCGAAGUUUACAAGCAGGUAAUGGUAUCGAGAAUUCUAAAUCCAUAGCUCAGGGACAACGCAGUUCUUCAUCGGCUUCUUCAACUCCAUCAGAAGAAAUGUUACCACCAUUCUUACAAGAAAACAGUAUUCCGUAAAAUCUGGUUAGAAAACAAAUUGGACAAUAUAUUAUUGUAUUUGAAAAAAAAAAAACAUAUUUGUGAGUGACGAAACACCACGAGUAUCAGGAUUUUUUUACACUGUCAGUUUGGAGAUCAUAUUUCCUCUAUUAAAAGCACAUGUAUUAAA